UCGUGGAUUGUCCCGCGGUGGCGUACGGUCGUCACGUGAAUUCCUGGAAAAUUAUUGCAUCCGCGAACAUCUAUUGUUGUUGGCCUUGUUCAUAAUGGUGGAAAAUGUAAAAGCAAUCACUCCGUACUUCUGUGAUCUCAAAGUUUAACCUACUUGUCAGGAUUCUUACUUAAAUGUGAGCUGGAACUUCUCUGUUUUCCUGUUUGGAGUUGUUAUCUUACGGCACUUGUGAGCAAGUGGCCGAUUUUCUUGGAAUUUAUUAUGUAAAGCAAAGCAAAGUGUUUGAAGGAGUGGAGCGAAUAUCCAAGUUGUAUACACAAUAUUUGCACGGACGGCCCGAUACACAACUAUUGCGGAUCCCGUUCUUUUCGUUGUGGUAGUGCAGUUCGUGGUGUGAAGGAUAAUUCUGAUAAGCGCUGAUAACGAUUCGAAGCAAAUUAUAUAAGUUCUUCAAAAGGUACUUACCCAAGUUUAAUAUUUCAUCGUGUUUCUCCAGCCAAUGCCUCUGUGAUGGACUUUUGAAUCUAAUCAUUUACAACUUCCCUAGCACCCAGUGACAAUUAAAGAGGUGACUGUAAAGGAAGUUUGCGUGUUACUGAAUCGUUUCAAGUGCCAGAAAGCCAUAGCUGUGAUGGUCUGCGAAGCACAAUAGACCUAGAUAACUGCAAAAGACACGGUAGAAAAUAUGUGAACCCAUUUGAACGAACCAUUUGACCCAGCAUCGAAUAACUAAAAGUAACCAAGGUGUGCAUGCAUAUUUAUUCCCUUUGGUAUGUGCACAAAAUUCCCGGUUUCCGCACUACAGACUGCAAAAUUUUAACUUCCAGAUAUUUGUAUGCAAACAUUACGGAUGCCGGAAUAGAUGUCUGGCUUUCGAAAGGAGACUGAGAAAAUGUGCAGAUUAGCGACGGGAAAACUCGGCACUGUCAUACCUGCUAGUUGUUUCGGAGAAUUUUCAUAAUGGAUUCCGCAAUUAUGAGAUGAUAUCGCAAGUGUGCUUUUCGUAUUAGUGUUUCACGCGAAGAUAUAUUUUUGGUACUUUUUCCUUGCGAAUGAAAUUUCAAAGCACAUUGGGAACAUCUCCUGGGGCGUCAUUCCGCUUCCACUAAGUAGAAAAAAGUGUUUUCGGAGAAAUAUGAAUUUCUCGAAUAUUAGCUGCAUGGAAAAGUCUCACUCGAAUUAUUGAGGGGUUGAAAGGAGUGAACACAAGAGCAUAAUCAAGAUCAAAUCGUCAGAACGUAUCUGAACUCCCUUUGUUAACAGUUGGACACUACAGAGCAGAUGCUGUUGAAGUCGUAGCAUAAUUUGAUACAAUGCGCACAUCAAGGGGCAGAAUUAACCACCAUUUUAAUAUUGAAAGAACUCAACAACGAAAUGAGCAGAUAAAUUAGAAUUUAUGGAAACUACAUCGAAAAACCUAGCGUUGAACGUGAGGAACACGAUUUUGACUGGUCGUCGCAAGAGAUCAUAGUGAAUGCAAAUUUGUUUAUUGUAUGUAUGGAGAAACAAACGUGAUAUUGCCAAGAAAGAAUUUUGCCACAGAUAGUGAAAUGAGAUGAAGUGGCUUUGGGUCGUUAUAGCUGCAGUCCACGUCUUAUCAAAUUCGAAAAUUAGCUCAGCGAACCCAGAUGCAAAGCGAUUGUACGACGACCUACUAAGUAACUAUAAUAAAUUAGUAAGGCCUGUAGUUAAUGUGACCGACGCUUUAACCGUUCGCAUCAAACUGAAACUCUCUCAGUUGAUUGAUGUCAAUUUAAAAAAUCAAAUAAUGACCACUAACCUGUGGGUGGAACAAUCUUGGUAUGACUAUAAACUUAAGUGGGAGCCCAAGGAAUAUGGAGGAGUGGAAAUGUUGCACGUGCCAUCAGACCACAUAUGGAGACCAGACAUUGUGCUUUAUAAUAACGCUGAUGGAAACUUCGAGGUUACUUUAGCAACAAAAGCAACUUUAAAUUACACAGGACGUGUAGAAUGGCGACCACCAGCAAUUUAUAAAAGUUCUUGUGAAAUCGAUGUCGAAUAUUUUCCAUUUGAUGAGCAGACUUGCGUUAUGAAAUUCGGCAGUUGGACAUAUGAUGGCUUCCAGGUGGAUUUGAGGCAUAUCGAUGAAUUGAAUGGUACAAACGUAGUAGAAGUCGGGGUUGAUUUAUCAGAAUUUUAUACAUCAGUUGAAUGGGAUAUAUUGGAAGUUCCUGCUGUCCGUAAUGAGAAAUACUACACAUGUUGCGACGAACCUUACCUAGAUAUUACAUUCAAUAUAACGAUGCGACGGAAAACAUUAUUUUAUACUGUUAAUCUAAUCAUACCUUGUAUGGGAAUCAGUUUUUUAACGAUAUUAGUUUUCUACCUACCAUCGGAUAGUGGAGAGAAGGUAUCACUAAGCAUAUCGAUUCUGCUCUCACUCACUGUGUUCUUCUUGCUUCUGGCGGAAAUUAUACCUCCGACGUCGUUAGUUGUUCCAUUGUUAGGCAAGUUCGUACUUUUUACAAUGAUACUCGAUACAUUCAGCAUAUGUGUCACAGUACUGGUAUUAAAUGUUCAUUUUCGAUCGCCACAAACACAUACCAUGGCACCUUGGGUCCGCACCGUGUUCAUAAAUCAAUUGCCACGAAUAUUGGUGAUGCGGCGACCGCUGUAUCCAAUCAGUGAGAUGAUACAAUCUUCACGUCGACUCAUGGUCCGAACAUGUAACGGGCUUGAAUUGAGGGAUCAAAUACCACCGCUGCCGCCACCAGUUGCCUUCUCCAAGUUUGAUCCAAAUUUGUUGUUGGAUCACAACAUUGUUGAAUCUAGUGAAAAUUCAAAUUUGUGCAAACUACAUCGGAGUAGUGGUAGUCCAAAAACUAUAUCGCGUAGCACCUCCCCCCAUCACAGAGUACAAAGUAUCAACUUGAUGGAUGAUAUGCCCAUUUUUCCAUUGGCAUCAUCAUCUUCCAGUAUUCAUCAUCAACAAUCCUCCUCUACCACAACACUAAUUGACACCCACCAUCACCAUACGCCCCACCAUCAGCAUCAGUCAACGACCACCAGCCUCAUUGACUAUCCUUUAACACCGCGCCGUCAGACAUCCAUGGUUUCAUCGCAGACCCAAACAAUAUCCUUAAACCAUGCGCAUAACCAAUUUCAACUACGUCGUCAACAAUCAACAUCAUCGUCAACGUAUUCUCCAGUUCCACAGCAUCCUUAUCAACAGAAUCAAUCGACAACAACUAGUGAUUUGUUAGAUAGUUCUAAUGCUGUCACGACGUCCUCAUCGAUAACUUGUUCGAUGUGUCGAGCAGAAGCAGCUGCGAAACUCCGCGAGCAACAAGAACAGGCGCGAAAGGCACAACAACAGUCAACAAAAGCAGUUGCUCCACUGCCGUGUUGCACCGUUCGACAUAGAUGGCAUGCAUGUCCUGAACUUCACAAGGCAAUGGAUGGCGUUACAUACAUUGCAGAUCACACCAAAAAGGAAGAGGAGAGUACUCGGGUGAAGGAGGACUGGAAAUAUGUAGCAAUGGUACUGGAUCGCUUAUUCCUAUGGAUAUUUACAAUUGCGGUUAUCGUUGGCACAGCUGGUAUCAUUUUGCAAGCACCAACUUUAUACGACACUCGUGUUCCGAUUGAUAUAAAAAUGUCUGAAAUAGCAACUACCACAGCUAAACCCCACAUUGCCAGACCACAAUUAUAAAAACAUUUCUAUGAAUUAUUUAUAUAAUUAUUACAAAAAAAAAAACAAAAAUACUUCUAAUAGUGUAUCAAAUGAUACUAACAAAUUAUAUCAAAGUAGGAUUAUAUUCAAGUUCGAAAGUUCUGAAAAGGCAAGUGUAAAUACAGUUCGAAACACUCAAUAUUUAAUCAGUUCUGAAAACUAUUUUAAUUUCUAAAUACUUUGCACAUAUUACACUUCUAAUGAGAGAUCCACACCUUUGGCACCUGCCGCAAACUCCAAAUAGCCACAAACGUUUGGCUUGAUUUUGGGGAAUCAAACAGCGCCAUCCACACACUUGCGUGCGUUAAUGUGUUCCCAAUAGGCAAGAUUGACGGACUAAGGGGGGAUCCAUGCAUCGGCAAACGCGUAGAUGCGUUGCAAGCGCAAAUUUCCUUUUAUUUGCGUCAAAAAACCGACACUCGACUGGGUCGAAUACAAGCGCUUGCAACCUACACAAACCAAGCCAAACACUCUACUCGCAUGUUUGAAUUUGGGACGCUUCGUUGAGGUUUUGCAAGUGUGUGGCCCCAGCAUAAGGUUCUCUUGAUUCGCCAAUCUUACCACAUUCACAAAAACCAUUUCAUAUGAGGAACAAUUUUACUUUCAUAACUCCACUUAUUUUCUAAUGGCUUUAAGUGAAUUAAUUGUUUUGGCUUCAUAACCAACAACGGUGUCAUAUUUCAGUAUUCUCGUAGUCUCAAAUAUACCGCAUUUUCUGCCUUCGGCAGUUCAGCCCUAUAUGCAGUAGAAUCGCGAUAAUUUGUAGGGAGGGUAGACCAGUAGCUUACUCCAAACUACAAUUUUA
Hermetia illucens (black soldier fly) is the source of this 4499-nucleotide messenger RNA. It is a transcript of the gene nAChRalpha3, whose product is annotated as acetylcholine receptor subunit alpha-like. Gene Ontology annotation, biological process: signal transduction; regulation of membrane potential; nervous system process. The record is from RefSeq and is a predicted model, not a curated record. The transcript has 11 exons. Gene Ontology annotation, molecular function: transmembrane signaling receptor activity; acetylcholine-gated monoatomic cation-selective channel activity. NCBI's taxonomy places the organism in Eukaryota, Metazoa, Arthropoda, Insecta, Diptera, Stratiomyidae. The coding region runs from base 1556 to 3673 and encodes 705 amino acids. Gene Ontology annotation, cellular component: synapse; neuron projection; postsynaptic membrane.